This is a messenger RNA of Ruditapes philippinarum (Manila clam), 864 nucleotides long. RefSeq lists its product as uncharacterized. The transcript is spliced from 6 exons. The record is from RefSeq and is a predicted model, not a curated record. The coding region runs from base 149 to 598 and encodes 149 amino acids. NCBI's taxonomy places the organism in Eukaryota, Metazoa, Mollusca, Bivalvia, Venerida, Veneridae.
CAGUUGUCAGGAACCGAGAGUGAUACCGAGCGAAAACGAAGAGGAUGAUUUCCAAAAGUGCAAAACUGUUUCUAUAAAAUAUUUUAAAUUGACCAGAGAAGGAAUCAGGAAAGUGAUUGGUAAUUUUAUCAAUAAAUACAAGAAUUUUAUGCUUAUAACUACGUUUAUUUUCCUGGUCAUAACAUUUUCUAGAUUUGUUGCAGGCGCUGCGAAGUUGACAUCUGAUUGUCCAGAUGAAAGAAGAGUAGCCGAGUACUUGUUCGUGAAAUCAAUUCUUGGAUUCAUAUUUUGGUUCAUGCUGUUACUACUGGGAUGUAAGAAGCAAUUGACAAAUGCCAUGGACAAUCAUUUCGUUGAAGUAUACCUCGUCUUAGAGUCCUUAUUUUCGCUUAUUUGGCUGAUAGUUGGAAGUGUGUGGAUAUUUGGCUCAAGGAACGAUAUGAUCGACGAAUGUCCCUUUUAUGUGAACGACUGGAACAAACAUUUCAUAAACUUCGCUUUAUUUCUUACAGCAAUAGACUGGAUAGGUCUGGUUGCAUUUGGAUUUUAUAUAUGUUAUGUCCAGUUUGACAGAUCCGACGAGAACAUACAUCAAUAAUAAGCAUUUUUAAAAGUCGCCAUUUUUUCAAUGAUUACGUCACAGUGGAAAACAUCCUCUCACGCGACAAUUAUGUUCUAAAAAUAGGAAAGCGGGCAUGAUAUCUACAGAAAUAAACCGAUACUCAACGAAACAAUCGUAUUUGAAACAGUUGUGAUGAUUGUGAUGAUUUAGAAUAAUGUUUUACAUUAAUUUGUCUUAUUCAUAGACCGAAUUUGUGAUUAUUUUUUCUGUGAUAUGAUUUUUCAAAUAAUCAAAUAUAUCUU